GAUGGGGGAGGCUCACGCAUUUUCUUGGGGAAUAAGUAGAGCAAAGGAAGAGCAGCAAGCAAGUGUAGACACUGCGUCACGCUUUUCCUCUUCCUCUCUGAAAUAAUCGAUUUCCAAUGGCAACUGCUAUGGUAGAAGAUACGAGCUUCGAGGACGAUCAACUCGCUUCCAUGACUACCGAAGAUGUCGUCCGAGCGUCUCGUCUGCUCGACAACGAGAUCCGCAUCCUCAAGGAGGAGUUGCAAAGAACAAACUUGGAGUUGGAUUCGUACAAAGAGAAGAUAAAGGAGAAUCAGGAGAAGAUUAAGCUCAAUAAGCAAUUGCCCUACUUGGUUGGCAACAUUGUUGAGAUUUUGGAAAUGAACCCAGAAGAUGAAGCUGAGGAAGAUGGUGCGAAUAUUGAUCUCGACUCACAAAGAAAGGGAAAAUGUGUUGUGCUGAAAACAUCUACUCGCCAGACUAUCUUUCUUCCCGUUGUUGGGCUUGUUGACCCUGAUAAGUUAAAGCCUGGUGAUCUGGUGGGAGUGAACAAAGAUAGUUACUUGAUCUUGGAUACACUGCCAUCCGAGUAUGAUUCUCGAGUAAAGGCUAUGGAGGUUGAUGAAAAACCAACUGAAGAUUACAAUGACAUUGGAGGGCUGGAGAAACAGAUCCAAGAGUUGGUUGAGGCCAUUGUUUUGCCCAUGACACACAAGGAACGAUUUCAGAAAUUAGGAGUUCGUCCUCCUAAGGGAGUGCUCUUGUAUGGACCCCCCGGAACUGGGAAGACUCUAAUGGCCCGUGCUUGUGCGGCUCAAACAAAUGCUACUUUUCUGAAGUUGGCAGGCCCACAACUAGUCCAGAUGUUCAUUGGGGAUGGAGCAAAACUUGUUCGUGAUGCCUUUCAGCUUGCAAAAGAGAAGUCUCCCUGCAUCAUUUUUAUAGAUGAAAUUGAUGCCAUUGGCACAAAACGUUUUGAUAGUGAAGUGAGUGGAGAUAGGGAAGUUCAGCGGACGAUGUUGGAAUUGCUUAAUCAGCUUGAUGGCUUUAGUAGUGAUGACCGGAUUAAGGUCAUAGCUGCUACAAAUCGUGCUGACAUCUUGGAUCCUGCACUUAUGCGUUCUGGUCGAUUGGAUCGUAAAAUUGAGUUUCCACAUCCCACUGAAGAAGCCAGAGCCCGUAUCUUGCAGAUCCACUCGAGGAAGAUGAAUGUUCAUCCAGAUGUGAAUUUUGAAGAACUAGCUCGGUCAACCGAUGAUUUCAAUGGGGCACAACUAAAAGCCGUUUGUGUGGAGGCAGGCAUGCUAGCCCUUCGGCGUGAUGCAACUGAGGUGAACCAUGAAGAUUUUAAUGAAGGUAUCAUUCAGGUUCAGGCAAAGAAGAAAUCAAGCUUGAAUUACUAUGCUUAGACUGGAAACUAAGAGAGGAUUCGUUCAAUUUCACGAGUUUACGUCUUCAAUAUUCUGUACUCUUGAAUAUUAUAUUGUUCAAGCUUGGCCAAGAAGAAAGCAAAGCUGGCAGAUAAGAACUUGUUCAGGGGAGUAAAAUCGUUCUUUGUAAUAUGUAAUUGGCUAUGACAUUUUGUCUUUUUACAAGACCUCGACCUGAGUUUCUUCAAA
Molecule: messenger RNA, 1598 nt
Organism: Carya illinoinensis
Lineage: Eukaryota; Viridiplantae; Streptophyta; Magnoliopsida; Fagales; Juglandaceae
Product: 26S proteasome regulatory subunit 6A homolog
Exons: 10
Coding region: 117-1388 (423 amino acids)
Biological process (GO): proteasome-mediated ubiquitin-dependent protein catabolic process
Cellular component (GO): proteasome regulatory particle, base subcomplex
Molecular function (GO): proteasome-activating activity; ATP hydrolysis activity; ATP binding
Source: RefSeq, a predicted model, not a curated record